GAUCACCGUCCAGAGGACGCAACUUACCCUUAAUGAUCGUAAAUAAUUCAUGUUUUUUGCGUCUCAAACUGUUUGGAAAGCUGAGGAGUGAUGGACAACUUUGUAAUAUAUGGGUAUGAUAAAUGAAUUGUUUUCUAUGAAACAGCACAUUUAAUUUAUUGCUCUUAGAAAAAAAAGAAUAUUAUUCAGAAACUGCAGCAAGGAAAAUGCCCACAGCAAAGAAGCCAAAGAUUGAAAGUGAAGAAUCUUUUCAUCCUGCAGAAAAUGACAGUGAUGAUGAUGAUGAUUUGUUCAUAUCAGUCUGGGAUGGUAAAUCAACAAAAAAGACUUCAUCAGAGACAAGUACUAAAUCCAAACCUGAGUCGUUACCAAAUACAAAGUCCUUUUCAUCAGGAUACAGACAAAGUAAAUCAAAUAAUAGUAUCAACAUCAAAAAUGUUGUUGUUAUGAGUAUAAAUAAUCCAUCAUAUUCAGGAAUUAGUCCCACGAAGCUUCAAAACCAGAAUUCCAGUAAUAACAAUGACCUCAAUUCCAACACAAAUGAUUAUGGACAAACUUCAACAGGGUUGGAUUCUGAUAUGCAUAUUGAAAGUAGUCGCAGCAAAAAUGGUUCAUGUAGUUCUAGUACAAAAAAUGAUUCUGACAAACCAUUGUGUUCAGGAUAUAGUACCAGUGAUCUACAAAACCAGGGUUCCAAUCUUGAUUCCAGCACAAAUAGUGGGGAACAUGCUUCAACCUCAGGAGUAGAUUCCAAUGUACAUAUAGAAAGGAGUGACAGCAAGAAUGAUCUAUGUAGUAGCCCAAGUGACUGGGACAAGCCAUCAUGUUCAGGAAUAAACAUCAGAGACUUUGAUUUGGUGAAUUUAUCUCUCGAGACAGAUUUAUUUCAACUCAAAACCAUGUUUCCUUCAUUGGACGAAGAGGUGCUAAAAAGCUACCUAGAAAUUUAUGAAGACAUUGAGGAAUGUGUGCGUGUUGUUUCCAACUUGAUAUAUGGUGGUGAUGAUGAUGAUGAUAUUCAUAUUAAUGAGGAUAUUAAGCAUACAUGGUCUACAAGCAUUAGUGCAUCUGAAACCAUAGGGAGUACUGAACCAACUGUUAACAGUUCUAGCACUAUCAAUAAACAUGAAAACAAAUCACCAUUAAGUACUCAAUCUAUUUCAUCAACAAAAAAAGAUAAGAGUGUUGAUGAUUGCCCAGGAGGGAAAAGGCUUAAGGACCAAAAUGGUAGAAGCAAGGGUGUACAUGAAGCUGUAAAAUCAGAAAUGGAUUUAGACGAGCAUGACACUAUGGAAAAUAAAGUUCCUCUCAGUAAUAAUAGUAGAGAAAUAGCUUCAAAUUUAUCAUCAAGCAGUUCUUUGCAUACAAUGACAAGAUCACCAAGAAGUGCUAGUAAAAAGCAAAAGCCAAGUUCUAAAGAAGCUUCAAUAGACAUUACUAAUGGAGACAUAAAAGUUAAUCAAAGGGACACCAAGCCUAAAGCUAGCGACUCUCUGCCAUCAACUAAUAUGACACAAGUUGGUAUAGACAUUCGUUAUGGGAAUAAAAAGGUGCACCCUUCAAUGAAGAGAUGCGUAGAUAGGUCUGUUGCAAGUAGGGACAUAGCAAAGCCAUAUACAGGGGGAAAAGAUGUGAAAGCUGCACCAAAUUCUAUUAAUCCUAGAAGUGAAACUUCAGCUGAUGUAAAAUGUACAUUGGACAACUCAAAUGGUUCAUCCCCUUCGAAAAGAGUAUGCAAGGAUAGUAUAUCACAUACGAUGUCUUCUAAUAGCCAUACAAUAUCUUAUAAUUCAAGAGGUGCAGGUAAACCCUCAAGAACUAGUUCCACCUACUCAAUAUCUAACUCGAGCCCUUCAAAUUCACCAUCAGUAGAGAUACAUGACCAAUGUUCAACGCACAACUCUCCAAGUACCAGUACGUAUAUUCCUGUAAGAUCCAGUGAUGCAAAGGGAUCCCCUUCAGCCUCAAGGAAUUCCUCUGACUACCUCAUUACCAGUUCACCAUCGAAAAAGACACCUGGCAAAAGCUCAACACAUGGAUCUCCCAAUUACAGUUCAAGCACCGAUGAUUUUAGGGCCCCUUCAACAUCAACAAGUACAUCUGAUUACUCCUCAACGAAUUCUUCAAACAGGUGUCAGUCAAGUGCUUUAGUCGGCAUUGAUUUUAGCUCUUUUAUCAAUAGUGUAAGCAGAAAGAUGUUAGAAUCACAGGGAAGCCUUUCAAAUUAUUCAACAGCAGGGAUGCCUUCCAAAAAAGGCAAAAGUCCAUCAUUUCCUCCUUUGAUGGAUACUGAUCAAGGCAUACAUAUUGGUUGGGGAAAUAUUGUGAGAAAUAUGAAUGAGACCCAUUCUUCAAGUACUACAAAUACACAACCACAAACUAUCACUCCCAUUCCAACUACGAGUCCUCAAUCUACUGGUGUCAGUCUAGACACAAAAACAAAUAACGAAAAUCAAAACAGGCCAACAACUGCUGUUGGGCAAGAAGACCAAAAUCAAAGUAGUUCUGCAGCCAAUGCUACUCAGAAUAGAUUUUCAACUGGAUAUCUCAACCCAGAGCAAAUUGUGUUAGUGGUGGAGAAAAAGAAACCAGAUACUAGUAAAUGUGUUGAUUUGCCAUCUGAGCCCCAAAGCCUGGCUCAUUCAUCACAGCCUUUAGAACUUUCAGAGGAAGAGGACGUAGCCAGAAAAGAGAUGUUAGACUUACAGAUGGACACUGAGAUGUUAGCUAAAGUAUGUCCAGAGAGUGACCCUAAUUACAUCUUCUCAAGACUUGAAGAAUUGAAGGACAAACCUAAUCGAGUAGCAAUAGUUAAUAAAGAAUUAAUAGAAAAUGCAUCGACUAUGACUUCAGGUGUAGAAAACGUCAUCAAGAAGCAAAAGAAGGUGGCUUGGUUUUGGGAAGAUAAAAAAAUGAGGAGCAUUCCUUUUAGUAGAGCUGAAUCAAAUAUCAUUGAAUCAGAAUACACCAAGCAUGGUAAUGGAAGUUUUGUGAACGUCAAGUUCUCACCUGAAACUCUUCUGUUAUGGUUUGAUUUCAAUGCAAUGACCGUAAAAGAGACACUGAGAAAUAAAGUCAGAAAUGUAUACAGGACUGAAACCUUGGAAGAGAUUGUGCCUGGCAAGAAUGAUAAAAGAGAAGAGACAGGUCUUUCCCUUCUACCACUGUCUAACCCAGAAACAUGGCACGGCCAUGACAGUACUAGUACUAAUAACGCCAGUACAGCCACGACCCGAGAGCUAUUCGAGGUCUUGCCUGGCACCUCAGAAUUUGCACAUGUGGAUGGUCUUCUUAAAAAAAGUCUUGCAAAAGCUGUCAUCAAGAAGAUCAAAAGAGUAAAAAAUGACUGGUUGGAGAGAAAAUAUGGAAUUCAACGUGCAUUACUCAGAGAAAAAAAUGGACCAGCUGGGAUCAAUGAAAUGGAGCUGUUCCAUGGUACUAGGCAAACACCACCAUCAGUAGUAUGGAACAGUGAAGAAGGCUUCGAUAUGCGAUACUCAGCAGACGGCAUGUGGGGACGUGGUUGCUACUUUGCGGUGCAUGCGGCUUACAGCCAUCAUCAGUUCACCUACCAGUAUAUACAUAAGGAGAAACGUUACUAUCAGAUCUUCCUUGCUCAUGUUUUAACGGGUGAAUCCAUCAACAUGAACCCCGAUCGAAGCAUCAGAAAGCCGCCACUUAAUGCUGCCACGAGCCGUCAUUAUGACAGCGUGACGGGAAUCACUAAACGUCAUCGAAUUUAUGUCUUGUACAAGAACGAGGCAAGCUUUCCUGCCUACUUGAUUACAUAUAGUAUGUAGUCAAGGAAACUCUAAAUUUAUGUGUUAGUCGUUUGAUUCAGUUCGGUUUAGAUACGAAACUUUUUGAUGAUGAUGGUGCUGAUCAUGAUCUCAGUGAUGAUAAUGAUUGAAGAUGAUUAUGAGGAUGAUGACGAUGCUGGUGAUAAUGAUGGUUAAGAUUAUGAUGUAUAUGAUGAUGAUUGAUGGUUAUUAUGAUGGUGAUCAUGACGAUGAUGCUGAUGGAU
Actinia tenebrosa (Australian red waratah sea anemone) is the source of this 4024-nucleotide messenger RNA. RefSeq lists its product as uncharacterized. NCBI's taxonomy places the organism in Eukaryota, Metazoa, Cnidaria, Anthozoa, Actiniaria, Actiniidae. Gene Ontology annotation, cellular component: nucleus. The record is from RefSeq and is a predicted model, not a curated record. Gene Ontology annotation, molecular function: ubiquitin binding; NAD+ poly-ADP-ribosyltransferase activity.